ACGUUGUUGGAUUUGGGACAGAGCAUCAAAUUUUGGUCAUUUCAAAACAAACAUGUUGCGCACAUCUCCCACUUUCUUGUAACCUUAAUUUCCACUAAAGAUCAUCAGAACUCAAGCCACCAUUAUCGGAGCUGAAGAACAAGAAGAACAAUGGGGAUUACAAGAAACUGGUUUAGAAGAGUCAGAAGGAGGUUGAGUAGAAAAGGCAACAGAGACAUUGUUUUUCUGCAGACAAAUGCAGAAGAAGAAGAACAAGAACAAGAAGAAAUUGCUUAUGAUUCAAUUGUUCCAAGUUUCCAAAAGAAAGCUGUGUGUUUAGAGGAAGUGGCAGCCAUCAAAAUCCAAACUUGUUUCAGAGGCCAUCUUGCAAGACGAGCAUUUCGAGCACUAAGAAGCUUGGUGAAGCUGCAAGCGCUGGCUCGAGGGGUGUGCGCGAGGAGACAGGCACGCAUAGCUCUUCAGUUCAUGCAUACAUUGGCUCGAUUGCAAGUUCAGGUUCGGACUCGCCAGCUUGUGAGCAGAUACAGUGAGGAGUCUGAUUGUUGAAACUUCCUCCAAAUGGCAUCAUUGUUCCUUCAAAACUGAAUAGAAAGGUAUCAUUUACAUUAGCAGAUGCUUUUACAACACAAUAUAA
Messenger RNA from Cucurbita moschata (crookneck pumpkin), 634 nucleotides. RefSeq names its product protein IQ-DOMAIN 1. NCBI's taxonomy places the organism in Eukaryota, Viridiplantae, Streptophyta, Magnoliopsida, Cucurbitales, Cucurbitaceae. The coding region runs from base 151 to 546 and encodes 131 amino acids. The record is from RefSeq and is a predicted model, not a curated record. The transcript has 2 exons. Gene Ontology annotation, molecular function: protein binding.